GUAAUCUCUCAACUGUCUGGAUCAUCGUUCAUUGGCGAUUAUUGGAUUGGAUUAAGUGAUCCCUUCGGUCAUCUAGUUUAUGUUUGGAGUGAUGGAUCAAUAUAUGAUCCAAACUUGGCGAACUGGGAUAGCGGUCGUCCCAGUCACAGUAAGGGUACCAAGGCUUGUGUAGCCAUGGGCUAUAGUCCGGGAUGGGCCUGGCUCGACGAAGAUUGUGGUUCCGCCAAGGCAUAUGUAUGCCAUAAGACACUCACUCAACCUGUCCGGUGUGAUGAGAGCAAUGGAUGGAUAGAGAAAUUUCAAAACUGCUACUAUCUUUCAACAAAAUGGAUGACCUUUGACGAUGCUCAGGAAUUAUGCACGCGUUCUGAUGCUAACCUUAUCGACAUUGCUGAUGAAGAUGAGCAGAUGUUACUUGUAGAAUUUGUAGAAGAAGCCAAGAGUUAUCUAUGGAUAGGAUACAAAACAAUAAUAACCUUGAUUCUUCUUGAUUUCAUUUUUGUUUCUACUUCACAUCAGGCUGGAAGGGAUAAUUUCAAGUGGACAUCAGGACUCGAAACAGGUUUCGAACAAUGGGCUGUGAAUGAACCGAAUAUGGAUGCUCUUGAGAAGUGUACUCAGGCGAGAUAUCAGGACACUGGGACAGGUAACUGGUCGACGACAGACUGCCAGUGGACAAGGAGAUUUAUUUGCGAGAAACCAACUGGUAUGUGUUAUCCAGGCUGGCGGAUAUACGAUGGUUACUGCUAUCAGAUGGUUGCAUACUCACCUACCACGUGGGUGGAUGCCAAACAGCAGUGUGAAGCACAGGGUUCCACCUUACUCACCAUCAAAGAUGAAAAGGAGCAGGACUUCAUCAAUGAACAGUUACCCGUCCUUUGGCAAACUGGAAUCUCAAACAUUUGGCUGGGGAUCUCAGAUACCAUUACAGACGGAGAAAUGAAAUGGACAGACGGAACGGCGUAUGAUGAUACAGCUUACCAGAACUGGCCCGCUCACAAGAAACCGGCUAACAGGGAGGAUGAGGCACAAUGCGGAUCUAUUUAUGCUGGUUCUUCGAUUGGGCAGUGGGAUUAUGGUGACUGUUUCAAUCUCUUUGACUACUCCUGCAAGAUUCGCGAAGGAGCGCCUAUAACGCCCGUGGAUCCUGAGAAACCGACUGGAUAUUGUCCGGCAGACUGGUAUUUCUACAACGAUUUCUGCUAUUUCGUGGAUGAAGGAGACGGGGUUACUUAUGCCGAAUCACAACAAAACUGCAACCAGAAGGGAGGCAAGCUUGCAAGCAUCCACAGUACAGAGGAAAUGUCAUUCAUAGAAUUGCACCUUCAAGCCAAUGACUACUAUGUGGGACUGACAAGAAAGGGAACUGGAAUUAACGAUUUCCAAUGGACAGACGGCACACAGUUUGAUUACCACAAUUGGGAUAUUGGAGAACCAAAUGACUCUGGUAACGGCGAGGAUUGUGUUCAUGUUAGAGGGCCUUAUACCAAUCCAUCGGGUGUGUGGAACGACAUCUCGUGUGACAGAGAGUAUGCUUCUAUCUGCAAAAAAGCAGCAGAUGCGACAACACCACCCCCGCCGACUAAUCCACCUAAUGUGGCAUGUUACGAGCCUUUCCAGCAGUAUAAAGGCAAUGCAAUAGUGACGGUAGAUGGGGAUCUCUGUUACAAUUGGAAAGACGCGAACAGAGAGUACAAUCCUAUCGACUACCCCGAUAAAGAUUUAACGGAGAACUACUGUCGGAAUCCAAACAAUGCUGCCAAGCCUUGGUGUUAUGUGGACUUCGGUUUUAAAGACUGUGAUGUUCCUCAAUGCGACGCUCCUGUAGACUGUUAUGAAGGUGAUGGGUACUUGUAUCGAGGAAAGGUGGCCCAGACUCAGAAUGGUAGUAAUUGUCUGGCUUGGGCCUCGCUUGACGAUUCAGCUUAUUACAGACCUGGUAACUUUCCAGAAGAAGGUUUGGAGGGAAAUUACUGCCGCAACCCAUCCGGGAGCGGAAGCGGACCAUGGUGCUACUAUCACAAAGACACAUUUUGGUACACGUCUUCAAGUUGUGGAAUUCCCAAGUGUCAGACUACUGGUUGCUACGAGGGAAACGGUGCCAACUAUAGAGGGACGGCGAAUGAAGGAGAGAAUGGGAAUACAUGUGUUAAAUGGGAAGACGCGACAGCCCAGCCAUACAACCCUACGUUAUAUCCUUUAGCUGGUUUGGAUAAUAAUUACUGUCGCAACCCAAGCCAAGACACAGAACCUUGGUGUUACGUAACAGACGAUCAACAGGGUCUGGUGCAGGAGUAUUGUAUUGUGCCACAUUGUGCCACUGAAGUUGGAUGCUAUGUCGGGAAAGGCAUGUCGUACCGUGGAAACGCCAAUUACGUCACUAUAGGACGAACUUGCUCUGACUGGGUUGAUUUUAUCAACGAGUUUUACCCUGUACCACUUCAAGAGUUCUCGAUGCAGAUGCACAAAGCCAUCACGGGGGCGGCAUCCGGUUUUAACGGAAAAACUCGCGAUGAGUGUGCCUACGAGUGUCUCAACCACAAGGCCUUCUUCUGUAAGGCAUUCAAUUAUUACACAGGUACUGGUGGGGAUGACUCAGUAUGCACCUUGAGUACCAUGAACGGGGCCGAUGUGGAGCCAGUAUACGAUCCGCAACAGGACUAUUACGAGAGGAAUCAAACAUACGGGCUGGAGGAAAACUAUUGCCGGAACCCAAAUGGUGCGAUGGCCCCAUGGUGUUACUUCUAUGAUCCGAUUCACAACCAAAAUGAUUCGUCAUACUGCGGAGUGCCAGAAUGCAAUCCUGAAGAUGUAGGAUGCUACGAUCCGCGGGUCAGGGGUACAGCCUACCGUGGCCCGGCCCGCACCACAGUAUCGGGUCAUGUCUGUGUUGAAUGGAAGGACACAUUUUAUACUCCAGAUAGAUAUCCAAAUGCAGGUCUGGAUGAGAACUAUUGCCGUAACCCAACUCUAGCAGGAAUGGAUGCACCAUUCUGCAUGUAUCAAGGAACUCACGGCUUAUCGAGAGAGUUAUGUGAUAUUCCACAGUGUGAAAUAGCAGUGAUCUGCGGUGGUGACGGAUGGACAGCAGACCCUACUGAAGAGUGGUGUUAUAAGAUAGACAAGGAUUUAUUGCUAAGUUUUGACGAAGCCCAAGACGAAUGUGAGAAGGAGGAUGCCAAUCUCUUAAGUAUCGGAUCCGAGGCAGAAUCAAAUCUUAUCGUUGGCAUGCUCUCUUCGGAGGAGGUGGAUGGUUUCUGGAUAGGAGCUAAUGAUCGCUUUCAUGAGGCAGGCUGGGAAUGGACAGAUGGCCAACCGGACAAUCUUAUGGGUACCGAAGAAUGUGUAUUCAUGGCCAGAGGAAAUGGGAUGUGGUCCGAUGAACAGUGUGAUCUCUUGUUUCCUCACAUCUGCAAGAAAAGGAGUCAGAGCAGCAUUGGAUCUUCUACUGCCCCAACAACCCUAGCUCCAGGGUCUCUGUGCCCGAUGGAUUGGGCAGGCUAUGGUUCUCACUGUUACUUGGUGCAGCGGGACUUUGUUGCAUGGAGUAAGGCUCUGUCAAGUUGCGACUUACUGGGUGCUUCCCUCGCCACUGUCCACAGCGAAGGCGAGAUGACACACAUCGCUAGUCUGAUAUCAAAAGAGAGCCGUCAGUACUAUUUCUUUGGAGCCAAUGACAUUCAGAAGCAUGGUACCUGGACGUACGGGAAUGGGACCAAAGACACACUGCUCACCUACCUCAACUGGGCAGAUGGACAGCCAGACAAUGUAGGAGGCUCUGGCGAAGACUGUGUUAGUAUGCAAUACGUAUAUAACUGGUUAUGGAAUGAUGAGGUGUGUGAGAAGAAGUUCCAGGUGGUCUGUGAAUACGAGAACAAUGACGGUGACGCAAGCUUAGGCCGAUACACAGCUCAUGUUGAUUCCAUGACCUACGCUGAAGCACAGGCCCACUGUGUGAAGUAUGAUGGUUCCAUGGCAACCAUUAACAGCGAGAAGGACCAGGAAGACAUGGUCUCACUCCUAAACUUGAUCUAUGAUCCUUUCAAAUCUGAUAUCUUCUGGCUUGGAGUGAAUGAUAUCAACCAGGAGGGCAAAUGGGUAACCGGUGGUGACCCUGAUAGUACGACCACUCAGACCUUCUUCAAAUGGCGUGAAGGCGAACCGAACAAUUACAUGAGUCCUGGAGAGCACUGCGGUCUCAUGGCACCUGUUGACGAAUCCGAUCCUACGAACUACCUAUUUGAAUGGUACGACUGGUCAUGUGACAAUGCUGAGAGGUUCAUCUGUGAAGACAUUGACCCUAACAGUAACUAUGUGGGAUCAGGAAACCAUCGCUAUUCCGUUGUAAACGAGGCAAUGACAUGGUCUCAGGCAGACGCCUACUGCAGGUCGAAAGGAGGUGCUUUGGCACAGGUCCGGACUUCACCAGACCAGCUGCAUGUCAUCAACGAAAUGUUGUCCGAUAACAGAGAGCAACUUCUAUCGAGUAAAGGGGCUUGGAUCGGGCUAAAUGACCUUUCCCAUCAGAUGACCUUUGAAUGGGCCGACGGGUCAGAGGUCACUUAUACCAACUGGAAUGUAGGAGAACCUGAUGACUUUACCGACUCUCAGGAUUGUGUCUUCGCGUUUUCACAGAGUGGGAAAGACAGCACUGGAUGGCAAUACUACGCGGGGAAGUGGGCAGACUAUGACUGCAAAGCAGAGGACUUUGGUUAUGUCUGUCAAAAAGACAAGGGUCACUUUAGCCCUUCAGAGAUCCCUCCACCGGAAUACGAGUGUCCUCUGGGUUGGACCGGAAGUGAUAUAUAUUGUUAUAAACUCCUGGAAGGCCAGAUGACAUGGGAUGAAGCCUUGACGACCUGUGCUGGAGAUAGCGACCAUGGCAAGACAACCAACGCCACCCUGGCCUACAUACCGAACUAG
Molecule: messenger RNA, 4923 nt
Organism: Strongylocentrotus purpuratus (purple sea urchin)
Lineage: Eukaryota; Metazoa; Echinodermata; Echinoidea; Camarodonta; Strongylocentrotidae
Product: macrophage mannose receptor 1
Exons: 39
Coding region: 175-4923 (1582 amino acids)
Molecular function (GO): signaling receptor activity
Source: RefSeq, a predicted model, not a curated record